UGCCGUCCUGUGGUCCCACCAAUGUGUCAGCCUUUGCCACGACUUCCAGCAGCAUUCUGGUCCGCUGGGGGGAGGUCCCUCAGACUGACCGCAACGGACUCAUCCUGGGAUACAAGGUGGUGUAUAAGGACAGGGGUUCAGACUCUGUCCCUCAGUACUGGGAGGUGGAGGGGAACACCAGCCACAGUGUUCAGUUGAGUGGUCUGGGGAAGUACGUGUUGUAUGAGAUCCAGGUCCUGGCCUUCACACGGAUAGGAGACGGCAGGAGCAGCAGGCCGUCCAUCCUGGAGAGGACCCUGGACGAUGUCCCCGGUCCUCCAGUGGGCAUCCUGUUCCCAGAGGUGAGGACCGGCUCAGUCAGGCUCAUCUGGCAGCCUCCUGCACAGCCUAACGGCAUCAUUCUGGCCUAUCAGAUCACACACAGACGGAACACCUCCAAUAGCAACGCUGCCACUGUGGACGUGCUGAGCCCCAGUGCCCGACAGUAUACAGCAUCUGGACUGAAACCAGAGUCCGUCUAUGUGUUCCGCCUCACCGCUCAGACGCGCAAGGGCUGGGGAGAAGCUGCAGAGGCCCUGGUGGUCACGACAGAGAAGAGAGCGCGGCCUCAGCCAGCCAGCCGUCCCACAGUGCCCCAGGAGGACGUGCAGGCACGCAGCGUGAUGUUGUCAUGGGAACCAGGUAGCGACGGCCUGUCACCUGUCCGAUACUACACGGUGCAGUACAGAGAGCUACCAGACAGUAACUGGACUGUCCACUCUGCAUCGGUCAACCACGAGGCCAGCUCCUACAUAGUGGACAGCCUCAAGCCGUUCACCUCCUACCAGUUCAGAGUGAAAGCCACCAACGACAUCGGGGACAGUGAGUACAGCCAGGAGAGUGAGGCUGUCACCACACUGCAGGACGCCCCAGACAAAGCUCCCACAAUCCUCUCUGUUACACCCCACACCACCACGUCGGUGCUGGUCCGAUGGGAGCCGCCUGCUGAGAAGCAGAUAAACGGGGUCCUGCUGGGGUUCAGGGUACGAUACCGGGAGUUACAAUACGACCGCCUCCGUAGCUUCACCAUACGAACCAUCAACAGCCCCGCCUCCAACUGGGCCGAGCUCACCGCCCCCUACAGUGUGAGGAACCUGAGCGAGUCCUCGCUCACCCAGUACGAGCUUGAUAACUUGAGUAAACACAAGCGUUAUGAGAUCCGCCUAAGUGUGUACAACGCCGUGGGAGAGGGGCCUACCAGCACGCCACAGGAAGUGUUUGUAGGAGAGGCAGUUCCAACAGCCCCGCCCCAAUCUGUGACCAUCCAAUCAUCAACAGCCACCCAGCUGGAUGUCACAUGGAGCCCGCCUCCUCUUGACUCUCAGAAUGGAGACAUACAGGGGUACAAGAUCUACUUCUGGGAGUUCCAGCUGCAGAAUGAGACAGAGAGACUGCGUACCAUGUUCCUCCCAGAGCUAGGGGUCAAGAUUAAGAACCUGACUGGCUAUACCACAUACAUGAUCAGUGUAGCAGCCUUCAACGCAGCAGGGGACGGACCCCGGAGUCCCCCGACCAGGGGCCGAACACAACAGGCUGCCCCCAGCAGACCCAGCUUCCUCCACUUCAGUGAGCUGACCACCACGUCAGUCAACAUGUCGUGGGGAGAACCAGGCCAGGCCAACGGCAUCAUUGAGGGCUACCGCCUGGUCUACGAGCCCUGCACACCUGUUGAUGGUGUUAGUAAGAUAGUCACAGUGGACGUGAAGGGCAGCACCCCCCUGUGGAUGAAGAUUAAGGACCUGGCUGAUGGGGUGACCUAUAACUUCAGGAUCCGGGCCAAGACCCUCACCUACGGGCCGGAGGUGGAGGCUAACAUCACUACUGGACCAGGAGAAGGAGCCCCAGGCCCUCCAGGUGAACCCUUUAUCUCCCGGUACGGCACGGCCCUCACCCUACACUGGACCAGUGGAGACCCAGGCCGAGCUCCCAUUACACGCUACGUCAUUGAGGCCAGGCCCUCUGAUGAAGGACUGUGGGAUAUCCUCAUCAAAGACAUUCCAAAGGAAGUGACAUCAUACACACUGAACCUGGACAUGCUGAGAGAAGGGGUUACUUAUGACUUCCGGGUCAUUGGGGUCAACGACUACGGCUAUGGCUCCCCCAGUGCUCCUUCACCCUCUAUCUCUGCCCAGAAAGUGUCUCCCUUCUAUGAAGAGUGGUGGUUCCUGGUGGUCAUCGCUCUGGUGGGCCUAAUCUUCAUCCUCCUCCUCGUCUUCAUCCUCAUCAUCAGGGGCCAGAGUAAGAAGUACACCAAGAAGGCUGACUCAGGGAGCCACAGUAACAGCACCUCCCUGCCCCUGUCCCAUGGGGAGAUGGUCAGGCUGGACGAGGGCCGUUUCCCCGCCCUGGAACUCAACAACAGACGCCUGUCAGUCAAGAACUCCUUCUGCCGCAAGAACGGCAUCUACACACGGUCUCCCCCGAGGCCCAGUCCAGGCAGUCUACACUACUCUGAUGAAGAUGUCAGUACCAAGUAUAACGAUCUGAUCCCUGCAGAGAACAGCAGCCUGACUGAGAAGCACUCUGAGAUAUCAGACUCACAGGGUAGCGACAGCGAGUACGAGGUGGAUCAGAACCGGGGCGGGCAACAGAAGACACACUCCUUCGUCAACCACUACAUCAGUGACCCCACCUACUAUAACUCCUGGCGCCGCCAGCAGAAGGGCGUCUCUCGCCCCCCGGCCUACGGAUAUACACAGCCAGAGCCACUGCACCCCCAACCCCUGGCUGAGCAAGAUCCCAUCCAGCCCACCACCAACACCACCCCGAGACACCCUCCACCCCUGCCCCCACUACCCCCCCUGCUGCCCCGGGCCCUCUCUCCAUCCCCCCAGCCCCAGGGCCUCCAGGGGCUCCGUAGCCAAGGGGGUCUCAUCCAGGGUCUGGCACCCCAGGGUCAGGGCACACUAUUCAGGCCAAAGGGCAGCCGGACUCCCACUCCCUCGCUGCUGUCCUGUUCUGUGUCUGAACCCCCCAGCCAGCACGGGACCCUCCUGUACAGCAGUAGGCCUCCAAGCAGCCUGGGCUGUUCCUCCACGCAGCAGCCUCCUACCGCGGGCUUCUCCUCUUUCGUUUGAACCACGUUUAACACACUGCUCCCAGUAGGAACAUACAGUGGGGCAAAAAGUAUUUAGUCAGCCACCAAUUGU
Messenger RNA from Oncorhynchus kisutch (coho salmon), 3188 nucleotides. Its product is annotated as protein sidekick-2. The annotation marks the transcript as partial. The transcript is spliced from 20 exons. Gene Ontology annotation, molecular function: protein binding. Gene Ontology annotation, cellular component: synapse. Gene Ontology annotation, biological process: homophilic cell-cell adhesion; synapse assembly. Lineage: Eukaryota; Metazoa; Chordata; Actinopteri; Salmoniformes; Salmonidae. The record is from RefSeq and is a predicted model, not a curated record.